AUGCUUAAAAGGUCUGGCGUACAAAGUUGUAGACCAGGUGACACCCCUGCUGCUAAAGGAGACAAAUUUAGUCUUACUCAAUGCCCUAAAAGUAACCUUGAAAUUCAGGAAAUGCAAAAGAUUCCCCAUACAUCACCUGUUGGGAGUUUAAUGUAUGUUCAAGUAUGUAUGUGUCCGAAUAUUAUGUACAUUUUUGGGAUGUUAGGCAGAUAUUUAAGCAACCUUAGUAUAGACCAUUGGAUAACAGCCAAAAGGGUUAUGAGAUAUCUUCAGAGACCAAAAGAUUACAUGCUUACUUAUAAGAGAUCAAAUCUUUUGGAGGUCGUAGGGUAUUCUGAUUCUGAUUUCGCUAGGUACCAAGAUAGUAGGAAAUCUGCAUCAAGCUAUAUUUACCUAUUAGCUGGAGGAGUUAUAUCCUGGAAAAGUGUCAAACAGACACUUGUAGCUUCAUCCACUAUGGCAGCAGAGUUUGUAGCAUGCUAUGAGGCAUCAAACCAUGGAAUAUGGUUGUGA
This is a messenger RNA of Gossypium raimondii (Peruvian cotton), 513 nucleotides long. Its product is annotated as secreted RxLR effector protein 161-like. The transcript has a single exon. NCBI's taxonomy places the organism in Eukaryota, Viridiplantae, Streptophyta, Magnoliopsida, Malvales, Malvaceae. The coding region runs from base 1 to 513 and encodes 170 amino acids. The record is from RefSeq and is a predicted model, not a curated record.